UUCCCAUUCCAUGGAGAACCAAAGUGAGCUCAUCAUAGAGUUAAGAUCUAAGUUGUCUUCUAGUGAAAACAGAGUAAAGGAACUGGAAGCAGCGAAUGCGAAAUUAGCAUCACUUGUUUCUAGUUGUAUCUGCCACAAGACUCAUAAAGGUGCUGCUUGUGUUCGCGACAAACCAUGUAUGCAUUGCAACAAACAUUGUAUAAUCUUCAGUAAGGAUAAAGCUAGUGGUAAUCAGGCUAUUGAUCUUGGAGAUGAAGAUGUUGCUGAAGAGACAAAAAAAACUUCACCUUCACCUAUUGAUGUUGAAGGGUUUGGGAAUGUUCCUAUGUCUCAAGGACCAACUGCUAGUCUCCAGUAAACGUGGAGGAGAAUUUUGAUUCUCAUCUGUCAGACAAAAAUAUGUUGGCUGAAAAAAUGGAAAAGUUGAAGCAAGGAAACUCUGUUGAGAAUGGAAAAAGGAAACCAAAGAAGAAAUUGUCAGGUUAUAGCUUCAACUCCAUGAAUCAUCACUCACAGAGACUUGUGGCUCUGAAAAUUAUGUAUUUCGGUCAGAGGUUCUAUGGUUUUGCAUCAGAAGCUCAGAUGGAGCCAACUGUUGAGUCUGAAUUGUUCAAAGCACUUGAAAAGACGAGACUUGUACUUGGUGACAAGAAGGAUUUGCAAUAUUCAAGAUGUGGUAGAACAGACAAGGGUGUUUCUUCUGUAGGGCAAGUUGUUGCUUUACUAUUGAGGUCAAAGCUUAAGGAACAUGGAGGCAAUACCUCUGAGGAAUUUGUAGACAAAAGGCCAGAAGAGGAAGAGCUGGAUUAUGUAAGAAUAUUGAAUGGAGCUCUCCCAAAUGAUAUUCGAGUGAUGGGCUGGUGUCCUGCUCCUGAUAAUUUUAGUGCAAGGUUUAGUUGUCUGAGUAGGGAAUACAGAUACUUCUUUUGGAGGGAAAAUUUAAACAUAUUGGAAAUGGAGAGUUCAUGUAAAAGGCUGAUUGGGGAACAUGAUUUUAGGAAUUUUUGUAAGAUGGAUGCUGCGAAUGUGCAUAAUUACAAGCGUCGUAUAACAUCAUUCGAUAUAUGUCAUUGCAAUGGAAGUGAUGAGCUGUGGUUUAUGAGAAUCAAAGGCAGUGCUUUCUUGUGGCACCAGGUUCGUUGCAUGGUUGCUGUGUUGUUCUUGAUUGGCCAAGGUCUUGAAUCACCCGAUGUUGUGGAUGCUUUGCUUGAUGUUAAAAAGACGCCUAGGAAACCUCAAUACAAAAUGGCUCCAGAGAUUCCAUUAGUUCUGCGAUCUUGUGAAUUUGAAGGUCUCAAUUUUAUGUGCUCCUCAGAUUCCAGGCGAGCAUUGCAGUUGCAUUUAGAGAAGGAAUGCCAGACAUACAAACUCCAAGCUGCAAUUUUCCAUCAGGCUCUGCUUAAUCUUUCAACCAUUCAAGAUGAUGUGAGUAUAACAAGUAAGACGAAAAAGAAAGUUUCUUCUCAUGUUCCUCUUAUGUCACGUCCUACUGAGCCAUCUUAUAAUGAGCGGCGUGCUAAAUUAUUAACUUAUGCUUUAUCCAAGAAAACAUUACAAGAAUAACUAUAAUUUAUUCUUUAUAUUGUCAUUCUUGUAGCUUGUGUUAGCUUGGUUUGUUUCUUCUCAUGGAAUAGAUUAUACCGACUAAAUGUGUUUAAGAGAUAGGGAAUAUAAUUAGAGUGCAUCAUUAUUUAAAGAGAA
Molecule: messenger RNA, 1701 nt
Organism: Lactuca sativa (garden lettuce)
Lineage: Eukaryota; Viridiplantae; Streptophyta; Magnoliopsida; Asterales; Asteraceae
Biological process (GO): mRNA pseudouridine synthesis; tRNA pseudouridine synthesis
Cellular component (GO): cytoplasm; nucleus
Molecular function (GO): RNA binding; pseudouridine synthase activity
Source: RefSeq, a predicted model, not a curated record